Molecule: messenger RNA, 953 nt
Organism: Eutrema salsugineum
Lineage: Eukaryota; Viridiplantae; Streptophyta; Magnoliopsida; Brassicales; Brassicaceae
Product: NEDD8-conjugating enzyme Ubc12
Exons: 6
Coding region: 182-736 (184 amino acids)
Biological process (GO): protein neddylation
Cellular component (GO): nucleus
Molecular function (GO): NEDD8 transferase activity
Source: RefSeq, a predicted model, not a curated record
UCGAAUCGAUACAUAACAGUUUCAAAAUUGAUCAAAAAGCAUCGGAAGGGUUUUGAUUUCUGAAUCAGCGAAGAGAGAAGCUACGAUCGCUGCUGUGUUCUCGUUGUUGAAGCUUACGAGAGAGACAAAGAUUCCUUCGUAAUUGUUUCCAACUUCGUUUCAAUUUCUCAACUGAAGAGCCAUGAUUGGGUUAUUCAAAGUUAAGGAAAAGCAAAGAGAAGAAGCUAAAAACACCAACAGUAGAGGAGCUUCUGUCAAGAAACAAUCUGCUGGCGAACUUCGUCUUCACAAAGAUAUAACAGAGCUGAAUCUGCCAGAGUCUUGUACAAUAUCUUUUCCGAAUGGGAAGAAUGACUUGAUGAACUUUGAAGUUACCAUUAAACCCGACGAAGGUUAUUACAAAAAUGGUAAAUUUGUAUUCACAUUCCAAGUCUCUUCGGUGUAUCCACAUGAAGCUCCAAAAGUUAAAUGCAUUACCAAGGUCUACCAUCCGAAUAUCGAUUUAGAAGGUAAUGUUUGUCUGAACAUCUUGCGUGAAGACUGGAAACCGGUUCUCAACAUAAACACAGUUAUCUACGGUCUUUUCCAUCUCUUCACGGAACCCAAUUACGAGGAUCCUCUGAACCACGACGCAGCAGCGGUUUUAAAGACUAACCCGAAGCAGUUUGAGACCAAUGUUAGGAGAGCUAUGGGCGGUGGUUAUGUUGGCAACACCUCAUUCCCUCGUUGCAUCUAGGCAGGAGUGUCUGGUUCGGUUUCAAAGCACUCAUCUUUCUUUUCUUCGUCUCAAGAAACUUUGUGUCGUUGGCUCUUUUGUACAUUUGUCUUUGACCAAGUGAUUUUAGGUAUCUUCUUUAACUGUUUUCAAUUUUUAUUUCGAACAAAAUGUAGUAAGCAUCAAAACACAAGCCAAUCCAAAAAAACAAUAGUAGUAACAAAGCUUUAAUGACUCU